Molecule: messenger RNA, 1893 nt
Organism: Dujonia railenensis
Lineage: Eukaryota; Fungi; Ascomycota; Pichiomycetes; Serinales; Debaryomycetaceae
Source: the annotation of a GenBank genome assembly
AUGUCUGGGAUAGCAACAGCACUUAGACUUAAUAACGGAAAUGACGAUGAAGGUGUAAGACAAAGAAAGGAUGCAAAUGAUACAGUUGAAGAUCGUCCUGCAUCUUCGUUACUUGAUGAUGAAGAUAUAUCCACGACUGAAGAACUAUUGAUAGAGCAUUUAGACAAGUUUUUAUCCUCUGUAGAAUCUAAAUUAGAAAGUUUUGAACAGUAUUUUAAGGCAGCAUCAAAGGGAGAAGUCCUUGAGCAAAAGGUGGGAUCUGAUUACGAGUCCAGUCCUAGCUCUAGUCCUAGUCCUAGUCCAAGCCGUUCACUACAACAUAGAAGGAGAGAUCUGACAGCAUCCUUGAGAGAAAUCACUAGUUAUUCAAUUGCAAAUUUAAAAUCAAUGUACCAAAGAAUGACUAUGAUUAGAGGAUCGGUCUUAAAGACCUCUGUUACCAACUUAGAAAACCUCUACGUAGCCUUGGAAGAGCAUUAUCAAUACUUCACCAAACGUGAAGAUAUCAAGAGCAGUGAUGCUGAAUCUUAUAAUGACUUCAGACAACCAGUUGAGUCAUCGACUCCAAGUGCCGUCUUUGACAGUGCAGAUUCUGUACGUCAAAAAAUAUUGACCACCCUAGAAUACUUGGAUGAAAAGUUUACCAAGGUCGAUAACUUGAUCCAAGCUCAGAAAACUCCAAGAGCUCAAGAUGAUUACAAGUCUUCAGUCUUCCGCCAUUUCAAAUAUUUUAAUUUCAAUAAGGCCUUGAAAUCUGCGGAAGAUCGUCACUUACAUUACUAUGAGUUGCCCUUGAACUGGAGAGAAAACCGUUAUAUAAUUAACGGGUACAGAUUCCUGAUGAAGCAUGGAAACACCCUCAAAUCCAUGUUCAAGUUCAACCAUAACGAAUCUGCUAACAUUUGGACUCAUGGAAUUGGAAUAUUCGUUGUAUUUUAUUUGGCAUUCUACCAUUUUCCCUCGACAGUUGCAUAUCAGAAGAAUAGUUUUGUUGAUAACUUACCCAUGUACUUCUUCUUCUUUGCCGCAUUGGAAUGCUUUGUCAGUUCGGUGGUGUGGCACACAUAUUCUUCAUUCGCUAAUUAUAAAAUUAGAUCAACCUGUGCAUGUAUAGAUUAUACUGGUAUAACUGUAUUAAUUACAGCUUCUGUCAUUGCAGCUGAGUAUUGUUCGCUCUAUGCCCAUCCCAAGUUCUUAAGGAUAUAUAUUGGGUUUUCAUCCUUAUGUGGAGGAGCUGGGUUUAUUUUCAACUGGAGCCCAUACUUUGACAAGCCAGAAUGCAAGAGUCUUAGAAUAUGGUUUUUCAUGGGGUUAGCCUUCUUGGGAGCUUCCACUGCAAUUGUUUUCUGUUUUUAUGAGGGAUUUAUGAAAUCCUUUUUACACUUCAGUCCCUUGUUUUACAAGAGUUUUGUAUGGUAUUGGAUUGGUGUAGUAUUUUAUGGAGGUUUGAUCCCUGAACGUUGGAGAUACGACGUUAUUAUCAAUGAAGACGAAAGUAGCUGUAAGCACAAUAGAAGUGUAACAGAAGUUAUCGAGGGGGAUAUUGAACAUAGUGGUAUAGAGGAAAUGAAGGAGAUUGAGGAAGAGAUAGGAAGACUGACCUCAAGAGAUAAUGCUGAUGACGGUGAGGAGGAGGAGGAGGAGGAGGAAGAGGAAGAGGUAGACCCUAACAGUGAACAAAAUGAUGACGUUAUAGAUGAUGAGUACCAAAACAUUAUUGAGAAGCAUUUCCCCACGAAUCCAACCCUCACCCCCUACCAUAAUGAUUUCUUAUCGUUAUGGUGGGUAGAUUAUUUUUUAGCGAGUCAUAACAUAUGGCAUGUGUGUGUUAUGUUUGGAGUAGUUGGGCAUUACGCAUGCAUAGUUGAUAUGUACGAGCAAAUGAGUAGAUAG